UCAGGUUAGCACGUGCUCCUGGGGACUACCAUUUCUCCUUCCUUCAAUGCCAUAAUUUCUCUUCUAUUUUCUGAUAUCCUUUCAUUUACACCACCUUUGACCAUUUUUGCCUACUUCUUCUCCAUAUUUUUCCUACACUAUAGUUUAAUCCUUUCUUCUUUCCUACUAUCCCUUCAAGUUAAUAUCUCUAGUAGUGUGGUCCAAAUGAAGAACAUCAAGUGAACUAAUGAGUAGAUAACAAGUGGAGUUUCAAGAUUUGAGAAAAAUGGUGAUGGAAGGGAUUCAAGAAGAUAUGGGUGAUGGUAACAUGAUAUGUACAAACCAUCCUUACAAGAACAAUACACCAGGUGGGAUCUGUGCUUUUUGUCUUCAAGAAAAGCUUGGUAAACUUGUUUCUUCUUCUUUUCCUUCUGCUGUUUUUCCUUCUUCUUCCUCUUCUUCUACCCCUUCUUUUAGAUCUGAUUUUGGAGCUACUUCCUCAACUCUACAAGUCCAAACAAACAACACUCAAACCAACAAUAUCCAAACAAAUGUUUGUAAUAACAACUAUAAUAGUCACUAUGGAAAAAUGAGGAAAUCAAGAAUGCCUUUUCUGUUGAGUAGUAGUCAUUAUAAUAAGAAGAAGAAAGAUGGUAAUAAUAAUAAUAAUAAUAAUAACGGUAGCAGUGUUAUUGCUACUACUACUUCAGCUGCUUCAAAUGUUGGCAUUGUUAUGAAGAGAAGCAAGUCCACAACAACCCCUAGAAACCGUAUGCAUUUCUUGGAUAAUGUUGCUGAUGAAGAAGACUAUACUCCUCAUAGAAAAAGGUUUUGGUCAUUUCUCUACUACUCAUCAUCCUCUAAACAGCAUUCUUCUUCAACUGCUAAAAGAACUGAGAAAAACAUGAGCUUUCCUUCGUCAUCUUCAUCUGUGAAUGGUUCUAUGAGGGCAAGGGACAAGAAGAAAGAAGAGUUUGUUGUAGUGGAGGAGAAUGAGAGUCCUAAUGAAGCUGCAUUUGAUAGAAAAGUAUCAAGAUCCAGAUCUGUUGGUUGUGGAAGUAGAAGCUUUUCAGGUGAUUUCUUUGAGAGAAUCUCAACUGGUUUUGGUGAUUGUACUUUGAGAAGAGUUGAGUCUCAAAGAGAAGGAAAGUCUAAAGUUUCAUCUGUUGCAUCAGGGCAAGACUGUAUCAAAGAAAGAGUGAGGUGUGGAGGACUAUUUAGUGGUUUUAUGAUAACUUCAUCAUCAUCUUCCUCAUCAUCUUCAUCUCAUUGGGUUUCAUCUGAGGAAAAUAUGAAUGGGAAAUCAAGCAUAGCACCUGCAUCUGUGGGGCAUCAACUUGUACAUGGAAGGAGCAAGAGUUGGGGAUGGGCAUUUGCAAGUCCAAUGAGAGCUUUCAGUAAGACAUCUUCAAAUGGGAAAAGAGGAGGUGCCUCAAAUAAGAAUGCUACUCCAAAUUUGACAGCUAUUCCUUCUUUGUUGACUGCCAGAGGCUAAAGAAAAGGCUUUCUUUUUCCUAUAUUCUACUACCUUAAUUCACUAAGUCUAAUUAGCUACUGAUCCUACUACUAUAGAAAUUUUACAUUGUUCUUGUUUUAAAACUCUGUUUUAUUUAUCAGGUGUGAUCCAUGCUUUAUCUUUUGGGAA
Messenger RNA from Lycium ferocissimum, 1624 nucleotides. RefSeq lists its product as uncharacterized. Lineage: Eukaryota; Viridiplantae; Streptophyta; Magnoliopsida; Solanales; Solanaceae. Bases 266 to 1474 code for a protein of 402 amino acids. The record is from RefSeq and is a predicted model, not a curated record. The transcript has a single exon.